GCACAAUAAGCCCUAGCAUCUCUCUAUAUAAAGGCAGCUGACUUGUGGUAAGUACAACAGAAUUCAGCAGACCAGUUGACUUCUUCCUGCCGAACAUUCACCGUUAGCAGACACUUACCCACAAUGGCCUACAUCUCACAACUUGAUGUGUCCAUUAAUGAAGCUGAGGAGCAAGAGCUCCAAUCACAAGGCUUCAAGAAAAUCUAUGUUGAUCUAAACAAAGGAUCAGGAGGAAAUUACAUCUAUCUUUGGUACAAAAAAGGGUCAGUUCCAAUCACCAGGGUUCAAUUUACAUUCAACGAUGACAUGGCUGUUGGAUUGAUCAAAGCAGGGUACACAAAGAUCGAUAAAGAUCUCAAUGCUGGAGCAGGAGGUGAUUUCAUCUACCUUUGGUACUUCAGAGGGUCUGGGGAGUUCCACACUCCCAUAGUGGAGAUUGAUGUCACUACAGAUGAAAAUAGUGAAGCCGGGAAGUUCACCACAGGCUGGGAGAAAUCAGCCUGUGAUCUAAACCGCAACGCUAAAGGGAACUGGAUCUACGCCUGGGUGAAGAGAGAGAAACAAACCUACAUCUGUGAUGUCUCUGCCACUGAUUCCUACGGAUCAGACCCCGACUACUAUAAGGCAGGUUACAUCCGUGUGGAUGAAGAUACUAACAGAGGUGCAGGAGGUGCCUAUGUCUUCAUCUGGUACCGUCAGACCACCGACCCCAAGCGUGCGCUCACUGAUCUGAAUAUCUCCACCAAUGAUCUUGAGUUUCAGUCCCUUCAGCAGCAAGGUUACACUUCAGUGAGUGUUAACCUCAACGAGGGGACUGGAGGUAACAAGGUGUACCUGUGGUACAAGAAAGAUGGCGUCACCAAGCCCAUUAAGGCCAUGUCCCUGCUUCUUAACCCUGCUGCUGUACCAGUGUAUGAGAAGGCUGGUAUCGCUGUUAUCAAAAGAAAUCUCAACACAGGCACUGACGGCAGCACUGAGUACCUGUGUGUCUAUCAGUGAAAGGCUGAGAAAGCCUUCUUGAUGGAAGCAGAGCUGAGAAUUGGUAUGGUAAAUGUUGUUAAAUCAUGCUGGUGAUGGGCUCUUUUUUCUGCUUUUCUUCAAUAUAGAAAACAAUGUGAUUAAUUAUAUUACAGUAACACAACUGGUAAUAUCAGAAAGUAAUAAUGGUAAAUGGCUUAUACUCUUAGACUGUUAAUAUGAAUAAUAAUAAUUUGACUAAUAUUUACAGUAUGUGGUUCUAAAGUAUGUGGUUAAACUUGCUGUUAAUGAAAUGAAAUCAAACCAAAUCAGAUCAAAUGGCUGUUUUUUUUUUAACAAUGAUGUUAAUGAUUGAGUAUGUAUCACUUUAUUCUGAACAUUUCCUGCUUUUC
This is a messenger RNA of Sander lucioperca (pikeperch), 1370 nucleotides long. RefSeq lists its product as uncharacterized. NCBI's taxonomy places the organism in Eukaryota, Metazoa, Chordata, Actinopteri, Perciformes, Percidae. The record is from RefSeq and is a predicted model, not a curated record. The transcript is spliced from 4 exons. Bases 124 to 999 code for a protein of 291 amino acids.